AUGUCACCGUCUAAAAUGCACAAUAAUGACCUGUUUUCAUGGUUUUUCAUAUAUCUUCGCAUCUAA
Messenger RNA from Spirodela intermedia, 66 nucleotides. NCBI's taxonomy places the organism in Eukaryota, Viridiplantae, Streptophyta, Magnoliopsida, Alismatales, Araceae. The record is from the annotation of a GenBank genome assembly.